CGAUGCUCCACGGCUUCACUUACUGUUCUGUGUAAUGAGAAGCUUUUAUGCUUAUUACAGCGCUAAGUCGUGUUUAUUACAGUUUACUUACUUUAAUGUUUCAUUUGAGAGAAUUUAAAUCCUGGCUGCAGACAGAAGAGACUCACCUGGAGAAGGAGUCAGGAGGAUAAUCAGAUAGCCUUAAUCAUCACCAUCAUCAUCAUCAUCUCCAUCAUCAUCAUCAUCAUCAUCAUCAUCAUCAUCAUCAUUACCAAAAUUGGAUCUUUUUACGCAGGAGGGCAGAGUGAUUCAUAUCCGGGUCAUGCCAGGUGAAGGCGCGCGCGCUGGUGGAGCGGAUCAGCCCAAAGCUCCGGCCGCGCACUUUGACGAAGUUUUAUCCUCGUUCCCUGUUGACGGAGCCGCCUCGAGCUCGAGCCCCGCGUACUUUAUCCCGUCCAACACCAGCCAGGAUAUCUCGAGCCCGAGUCCGGCUCACUUCCUGCCCUACCCAACCCGGAGCGGCCCAGGCGUUUCCAGGUGUGCAGCAUCUCUCCAUUACGGCUUCUCCUCUCCAUCUUCUUCCUCCUCAUCUUCCUCUUCAUCCUCAACAUCGCACUCGGCGUUCGGAGCCGCUUAUCAUCAGUUCACGCACGGUUCCGCGAACCUGUACACUCCUGCAUACGACGGCGCGGAUCUGUGCGCGCGCGGGGAGCGGAGAGCUCAGGUGUACCUCUGUAACCGCGCGCUCUGGCUCAAAUUCCACCGACAUCAGACCGAGAUGAUCAUCACCAAGCAGGGCAGGAGGAUGUUUCCCUUCCUGAGUUUCAGUAUUUCAGGUCUGAGUGUUUCCUCUCACUAUAAUGUGUAUGUAGAGAUCACACUCGCUGAUCCCAAUCACUGGAGAUUUCAGGGAGGAAAAUGGGUGACGUGCGGCAAAGCUGAUAACAACCUGCAGGGGAAUAAGAUUUAUAUUCACCCUGAAUCUCCAAACACUGGAGCACACUGGAUGCGGCAGGAAAUUUCAUUUGGCAAACUGAAACUGACCAACAAUAAAGGAGCAAACAACAGUAACACACAGAUGAUCGUCCUGCAGUCGCUGCAUAAAUAUCAGCCACGGCUUCACAUCUCUGAGGUUCCUGCUGAUGGUCUGGACUCUGAGAGAGAGACACGCACACAGACAUUUGUCUUCCCUGAGAGCCAGUUCAUCGCUGUCACUGCAUAUCAGAACACUGAUAUCACACAGUUGAAGAUCGACCACAAUCCAUUUGCCAAAGGAUUUAGAGACAACUACGACUCGAUGUACACGGCUCCUGAGGGUGAAAGGUUAACUCCGCCCCCUGCCGAUUCCCCGCGCACUCACCAGCUUGUCUCGAGUGCUCGCUACCCGGUGCAGCCGUUCCUGCAUGACCAGUUUGUGAACGCUUUGCCCCCGAGUCGCUUCUACAGCGCUGAGCGCACGCUGCAGCCUCCGGAGGAGUGUACUGCGUCCCACCGCUGGCUCGUGACCCCGGUGCAGCAGCCAUACGAGUCUGAGUUCCUGCCCUACGCCCUGAGCUCUCGUGCCCUCACCUGCUACUCUGAAUCCGCCUUUGCCUCUAUGGCCACUGGUUGGGGGUCAAAGGUCAGCUACCAGAACAAGAUACCUACCAGUUUGCCCUGGUCACCUCGACCAAGUAACAACAAUAGUCAGGACAAAGUACGUGAGAAUGACUGGGCGGAGUCUGUGGCAUACACUGCGGUGUGUAAACGCAGACGUGUGUCACGUGAUGAGUCCAGCACUGAAAACUCCCCACCAAUCAAGUGUGAGGAUUCACAAUCAGACAACUACGGAAAAGAUGUUUCGUCUGGCCACAAGAGUGUGAGCUGCUGCGCCUUCUACACUGCCACCUAAACACACACACACACACACACACACACACACACACACGUGCACCAUGUUGCUGUGAAUUAAUGAGCCAAGAUAUUUUAGUUGAUUGUGUUUGGACGAAUUCUGAUAUUAUCACUCAGUAGGCACGUAAUUAGGCCUCAUUAACACUAACUCAGUUCAGCUGAGUCUAUAGUGUUGGCUUGUUCUGAGCUCCAUAUUAAUCUUAAUAAUGUCCUCAUUCACAACGUAUUUUAAAUUGCAGUAAAAUACUAAUAAUCUCUUUUGAUUUACAAACAAUUUUAAAUAAUUCCGUGUGACAGAAGCCGUCUUUCACGUGCAUGAGCUCAAAGAUGCCCAUGAUUGGCUGUGAUUGACAGGUUUGCUCCUCCGUCCCAGAGACCACACAGUUUUGCAUGCGAUGUGCGUUGACAUCAGACAUGUUUGUGACAUGAUUGGGACUGAGAUUAGAGCUGAGUGGGUUUGGGAUGAACACUUUUCUGUUACAUCACUAAUAAUUCUUUCUCACACAAAUGCUAAGAAAAAGAAGAAAAUCUGUCUCCAUUUUCCACAGGCUGAUUUUUUAGUACCUGAUAGGACCUGGAACCUGUGACCAUUGCUUAAUGAUUUUUGCUCCCACAGCUGAACAUUGUGUAAAAGUGUUCAGGUAGCAGAUCAAACCAGCAUACGGCAGCUUAUGGUGUAAUCACACGUCAUGUCACGCUCAUCAAAUGCAUUCUGUUUGAGGUUUAUUGUCCUGUAGCUCCAAAAUAAUCACCAGCUGUUGCUCCUCUGUGGCUCUUAUUUUAGAUGGAUUUGAUGGCAGAAUUGUCUCUGUUUCCCUCAUCGUGUUAAAAUGAUGUCACGGAAUUCCAGCUUGGGGGAGAUUUUGGGGAUCACGAGUCUUUCAGAUGGAUGAAUCCGAGUCUGAAACAGUGACUCAUUGGUCCUGCAGUUUACACUCAGAUGUGUUUAUAGAUUCAACACCUUUAUGUAGGUAAAAUGACAUGAUCACUGACAUGAUCACUGACAUGAUCACUGAUACGAUCACUGACACGAUCACUGACAUGAUCACUGACACGAUCACUGACACGAUCACUGACAUGAUCACUGACAUGAUCACUGACACGAUCACUGACAUGAACACUGACACGAUCACUGACAUGAUCACUGACAUGAUCACUGACAUGAUCACUGACACGAUCACUGACAUGAUCACUGACAUGAUCACUGACAUGAUCACUGACACGAUCUCUGACAUGAACACUGACACGAUCACUGACACGAUCACUGACACGAUCACUGACAUGAUCACUGACACGAUCACUGACACGAUCACUGACAUGAUCACUGACACGAUCACUGACACGAUCACUGACAUGAACACCGACACGAUCACUGACACGAUCACUGACACGAUCACUGAUACGAUCACUGACACGAUCACUGACACGAUCACUGACACGAUCACUGACACGAUCACUGACAUGAACACUGACACGAUCACUGACAUGAUCACUGACACGAUCACUGACACGAUCACUGACACGAUCACUGACACGAUCACUGACAUGAUCACUGACACGUUUACUGAUACGAUCACUGACAUGAUCACUGACACGAUCACUGACAUGAUCACUGACACGAUCACUGACACGAUCACUGACACGAUCACUGACACGAUCACUGACAUGAUCACUGACAUGAUCACUGACACGAUCACUGACAUGAUCACUGACAUGAUCACUGACACGAUCACUGACACGAUCACUGACACGAUCACUGACACGAUCACUGACAUGAUCACUGACACGAUCACUGACAUGAUCACUGACAUGAUCACUGACACGAUCACUGACACGAUCACUGACAUGAUCACUGACAUGAUCACUGACAUGAUCACCAUGUUAAUAAUUUAAAAGACCUGAACACAGCGUUGAUGUGUAUUAAUAAUCAUGGUAUUCUGUGUGUGCGAUAAUCCAAAUAAUCUUAAAUGUACUUUAACACCUGAUGAAUCAAAGCGUUUGGUUUUUAAACAAAAGAAUCCUGAUGCGUGUUCUGGCUCCAGGUUACCCACAAUGCAUCAGUGUUAAAGCCGGUUCAGGUGUAACAGAGAUUGUGACGUGACUCUGUGAUGGUGUGAUUCUGUUGUGUUUAAUUGUGUAAGUAAAGUUUUUCAUGCCUUC
Messenger RNA from Tachysurus fulvidraco (yellow catfish), 4029 nucleotides. RefSeq names its product eomesodermin homolog b (gene eomesb). The record is from RefSeq and is a predicted model, not a curated record. Gene Ontology annotation, molecular function: RNA polymerase II cis-regulatory region sequence-specific DNA binding; DNA-binding transcription factor activity, RNA polymerase II-specific. NCBI's taxonomy places the organism in Eukaryota, Metazoa, Chordata, Actinopteri, Siluriformes, Bagridae. The transcript has 6 exons. Gene Ontology annotation, cellular component: nucleus. Gene Ontology annotation, biological process: regulation of transcription by RNA polymerase II; mesoderm formation; endodermal cell fate specification. Bases 302 to 1870 code for a protein of 522 amino acids.